CUGAACUAGACAUCUCUUGAUUCCGUUACCGAAAAUAGUAUCGUUUGAGCUCAGGCUGUAUAAAUUUGACCCUCCAUAGAAAAUUUCCCUUCGAGAGAUCAUUGCCCUCUCUCUCCUCUCACUUGCUACUAAUGGAACAAGGCCUAAUUCCUACCUCUUCGUCACCACCGUCAGAUCAUGAUCAAGAUCUUGACCUCGAUCAUGAACCUGAUUUCUUACCGGUGGGAUCUCCGGAACUCGCUGAAUCUCACUUCCCCCAGCCGUCCGAUCUACCUCAGACUGCCGUGCUAUCCGAUGAUCUUCGGAACAAGAUCAUCAAACAAGUAGAGUAUUAUUUCUGUGAUGAAAAUCUGCCAAAUGACAAGUUUUUGAUGAAGUAUGUGACUAAAAAUGCGGAAGGGUUUGUUCCUAUUGGAGUCAUUGCUUCUUUAAGAAAGAUGAAGAAGCUCACAAGAGACAUAUUGUUGAUAGUGACAGCACUCAGGGAAUCUGAGCAUCUUAUUUCUGGAUCACGGGUUCGAAAAUAUGCGCGGCGAAAGGUUUUCCAAGUUCGGGCGAUGGAUGAUGACUCAGUGGGUGUUUCCUCACUUGACUGGGGGGAGAGCAGUGGGGCAGUUGAAUAUAUCUUAUCAUCCAGUGGCGAAGAUAGUGAUGGGGAAAUCAUAUUACAGCCAAUAACUGACGUUGAUUUACCUACCUCGAGAGAGAAAUUUCUUCCUAGUGAUGACUCCAUAACAGUGACGGCUCAUCGUCUUGCGAUGCUUGGAAGAGCAGAAAAGAAAAACAAGACUGUGUAUGGGAUUCUGAACAAUGUCGGACUAAUCACGUUUUCAACAUUGCUUCUUUUCCUUGUGGAUCAGUGUGCAUGGCGAAUUGUCAGAUUGCCCUUGGCACCAUUUUACUUGAUGCGCCCUUUUAUGAUAUCUGCAGUUGUUGUGUCUUGUAUAGGCUAUAUUUGUGUCCCGUUAUUUCGUAUUUUAAAGCUUCGAUCAAUGAGAAGGAAUGAAGCACCCAUUCAACGCUCCUCUAAGAAAGGAACCCCUACAAUGGGUGGAUUGUAUUUUGUACCCAUUGGUGCACUUGUUGCAGAAGUUAUUGUUGGUUUUUCAUCUGCGGAAAUUUCUGGAGCAGUAGCAGCAACUCUAGCAUUUGCUGCUAUAGGACUUGUUGAUGAUUUUUUGAGUCUCAAGAAUAAGAACAGUUGUCUAUCUGGUUGGAUGAGAAUUUUGUUGGAGGUAGCUGUUGGGACAUGGUUCUCCUGUUGGCUGUACACCACAAAUGUAUCAUCACCUUACAGCAUGAAAAUGGUGGUUCCUUUACCUGCACCUCUAGGCCUUGUUUGUCUGGGAAAAUUUUAUCCACUUUUGACUUCAUUCUGUUUUGUUUCCAUGGCAAAUGGAAUUAACCUAACUGAUGGGCUUGAUGGAUUGGCUGGCGGGAUUGCUGCAUUGACAUUUAUUGGAAUGUCGAUUGCAGUGCUUCCAAUAUGUUCUGAUGUUGCUAUAUUUGGAGCAUCAAUGGCUGGAGCCUGUGUUGGUUUUCUUUUGCACAACCGGUACAAAGCAUCUAUAUUUAUGGGUGACACAGGAGCCUUGGCUUUAGGCGCCGCUCUAGCUGCGAUGGCUUCUUGCACAGGAAUGUUCUUUCCGCUGUUUAUUUCAUCUGGAAUUUUUGUCUUGGAAGUACUUUCAGUUAUUAUACAGGUAUGCAUUUUCAGGACAACCAAAUAUUUUCAGAAAACGGGUUUUCGAUUCUUCAGGAUGGCACCCUUUCAUCACCACCUUGAAUUAUGUGGAAUUAAAGAACCCAAAAUAGUUGCUGCUGCGUACAUUGUCACUGGAGUUUUGAUCUUAUGUGGGGCAUAUGUGGGACUUAUUUCAGCAUAACUUAAUUUGGGUUUACACCUCAGGUCUCUCUCUCUCUCUCUCUCUCUCUCUCUCUCUUAUAUAUAUAUAGUUUCCCGUCUUUACCUCAAUUAUUUUAGUUAAUUCGGAAAACAGAACUCAUAAUUUAUCCAAAUGUUAGCCUAUUUGAACUUAAGAUGGCUGAAUUGGGAUUCUUGCUGUUGAUAUGUUCGAUAUUAUGGUCUUGUGUUAAUUUAACCAUUAUGUUUGAUUGCA
Olea europaea var. sylvestris is the source of this 2120-nucleotide messenger RNA. Its product is annotated as phospho-N-acetylmuramoyl-pentapeptide-transferase homolog. Bases 132 to 1886 code for a protein of 584 amino acids. Gene Ontology annotation, biological process: cell wall organization; cell wall macromolecule biosynthetic process; RNA processing. The transcript has 10 exons. The record is from RefSeq and is a predicted model, not a curated record. Gene Ontology annotation, molecular function: mRNA binding; phospho-N-acetylmuramoyl-pentapeptide-transferase activity. NCBI's taxonomy places the organism in Eukaryota, Viridiplantae, Streptophyta, Magnoliopsida, Lamiales, Oleaceae. Gene Ontology annotation, cellular component: nucleus; membrane.